Metschnikowia bicuspidata var. bicuspidata NRRL YB-4993 is the source of this 1293-nucleotide messenger RNA. RefSeq lists its product as uncharacterized. Bases 1 to 1293 code for a protein of 430 amino acids. NCBI's taxonomy places the organism in Eukaryota, Fungi, Ascomycota, Pichiomycetes, Serinales, Metschnikowiaceae. The record is from RefSeq and is a predicted model, not a curated record. The transcript has a single exon.
AUGGAAUCCGAAACGGCAUCAUUGGAGUCUAUUGCUCUCUCCGAGGCUGAGACGUUUAUUCCCGAAACUCAGCCUGCGAAUGGCUUAAGACUCAGUGAAACAUACCAGGAGAACUUCAGAUCGUAUGCGCCAUUCUUGGUGAGCCGAAGAAACAUCGAGCGUUAUGAUUCCGAAAGCGAGGACGAUGACCGAACUAUGGUUUCCUUACCCGAUGGCCAAACUAUCAUGCAGAGGCCAUCUACUACUUACAAUGACCUAAAAGUCUUGGUGGUGGCUCUGCAGAAGAGUAACAGCCAGAUGUAUGUAUUUCCUGAUGUGCGAGCUUUUGAUACGUUCAAGAAAAAUGAAGGCGACAGACGGAAAGUUCGCAAAAUUUCGAAAUCUCGUCACUCAAAUGGACAGUCUAUCAGAUCUAGUCCUGGGGAGCAGCCGUUGAGAGGCCGGCUUCCAGAUUCCGAUUUGCUGACCGGGAUUUCCGAAUCGGGCUUGCCAGUGUUGGUCGUCGAAGUGCCACACAUGUCAGCUUUUCGCCCAAAAACGCCAUACAUGAUUUUCCGAAAGUACGUCAAAGUAAGACAGUCCAUAAACUCACCGCCCCAUGGCGAACUGACUCAAUUCGAGCUAUCGGAAUUUUGUGCAGUAAAAAUGAAAGUGUUUCAGCACUUUAAAAGGUACAUGUUUGUGUUCCAUCCGGAAGAGGGACCAGUCUUCAAAGUGUGGGCAUUCCAACACAACUACAGGCCAUUCACAGACUUCAAUUAUAAGGAUACGCGUUUCAGAGUAUUCGGGACGUCACGGUCCGUGUCAUACCCUACAUUUUACAAUCCUGAACUCAAACUUCAGGUCAUUGAUCAAGACCAAUCUUCUCUUUUAGACAAUCUCAUAGAGAAAAAGGACGAGAAAAAUUACCGAUCGGGCAGGAAAAAACAUGAGGUAGUUGACUUCGGGGAUCUCGAAAACCCGAUACCAUGCCCAGACAACCCCAUCAUCAAGCAAGUCUUGGAAAACGAGUACUCGUCAUUCCUAAGAAACAGUGUGCCUCAAGAAAUGCCCCCAUUUGGUAAAUUUCUCGCUGGCUCGAACUCAAAAGGAAUCUCCAUGAUUUCAAAAAAAUACUCUGAAAUUGGAAAGAUAGGUGUGUACCAGGACCCGAUAGAGAUGGAAGAGUCCAAUGCUCUGUCCAGCUCGUCAACGCAUCUAGACAGUCUUGUCUUGAGUGCCGUGUUUUUGACAUUGCGAGAGACGAGCCUUAGAUCUACGGUUAAGCGCGAUGAACUUGAGAUAUACCAAUGA